Messenger RNA from Antechinus flavipes (yellow-footed antechinus), 6581 nucleotides. RefSeq names its product epidermal growth factor (gene EGF). The record is from RefSeq and is a predicted model, not a curated record. Gene Ontology annotation, molecular function: calcium ion binding. NCBI's taxonomy places the organism in Eukaryota, Metazoa, Chordata, Mammalia, Dasyuromorphia, Dasyuridae. The coding region runs from base 570 to 3986 and encodes 1138 amino acids. The transcript is spliced from 23 exons.
CUUGUUGUUUGGAGUUGCCCACAUACAUAUGUGCAAACAGAGGCUUCACUCAAGUGGCACUGAGAGGAGGUGGAGCAAGCACAGCUUUAAAAAAGGAAAGGAGAGUCAUUCCAAGUCUGAAGAAAGAAGGGCUGUGCUGGGCAAGGAAUAAUUUCUGUUUCUUGUUUUAGCCUUACCCAAGGGCUGUGCAAGUUUUUCACCACCUUCCUUUCCUUUCCUUUCCUCCUUUCUUUUCUUUCCUUUUUUUUUUCUUGUCUCCUCUCCUCUCCUUUCCUCCUUUCCACCUCCUUUCAGUUAUUUCAUACUUGCUUCCACCUUCUCUCCACUCCAGGCAGAAGAAACCUCUUGCUGGAACUUCUUUAAACGGAAGAGGAAAAGUAGUAGCAGGAUAGACUUGCCUUGAUUUACAAAAGAAAAGCUAAAGGUGGGGUGAGUAGGGAAAGAAAUGGUAGUACAGGGCACUAAGAAAAGAAGCCCAAGAAACAUUUGGAGGGAUACUGAUUUCCGAUACUCUCGCCAUGACUAAGCCCAGACAAGUUGCUCUCGAUUGACAGUUCGGAGAACUCACCAUGAUGUGGCUGUUUUUUCUUCCUUGGCCAGUGGGCUUUGCGUUUAGUGUGGCCAGUGUCCCAGGCCCGCAGCUUCAGAACACAAAAUGCCCUCCGCUCUCUGGCGAGGGGAAUUGGCGUAUGACUGGUACCGGUCCUGCACCCUUCUUAAUUUUCAGCCAUGGAAAUGCUAUCUUUAGGACUGACAUGGAGGGAACUUAUCACAAACAAGUGGUAGCUAAUGCUGGCACGACAAUAUUGAUGGAUUUUCAUUAUAGAAAGGAGAAAGUGUAUUGGGUGGACUUAGAAAGAGGACUUCUGCAAAAAGUAUUCCUGAAUGGCACAAAGAAAGAGACUCUGUGCCAUACAGAGAAAGGGAUUUCAGGAAUGGCAAUAAAUUGGAUACAUGACGAAAUUGUUUGGUCCAAUCAACUGAAAGGAACAAUUGAAACUACAGACAUGAAAGGGAACAAUUCUCAUAUCCUCUUGAAAGAAUUAAAUUAUCCUAAAAAUAUUGUUCUUGAUCCAAUAAAAAGGUUUAUAUUUUGGGUGGCAAAUAAUAUUACUAGCACUAUAAACAGAGCAAAUAUUAAUGGGACAGAUGUGAAGAUUCUAAUGCAGAGAUCACAAACAAUUAAAACUAUUUCACUGGACAUCCUUGAGCAGAGACUAUUUUGGAUUCAGGACAGCAGUGAAGAAAAUGAUCUUCAUGUUGCCUCCUGUAAUUAUGAUGGAGGCUCUGUUCACCUGCUGAGUUAUUUUACACAAUACCAUUAUUUUGGAAUGUCUCUGUUUGCUGAAAAUAUGUAUUAUUCAGAAUGGAAUACAAGUGCCAUUUGGAGUGUCAAUAAAUACACAGGACAAAAGAUGGUUAAAAUUAGCCUUAACCCAUCAUUUCUACCACCGACUGAAAUAAAAGUAGUACAUCAACUCUUGCAGCCUACAGUAAGAAAUGAUACUCAGAAUUCUGAGCAGGAAGCCUGCAAUUUAAAGAAAGGUUACUGCAAGAGCAACAUAUGUGGGCAGAACCUUAAGUCCCAUCCAUGCAAAUGUGCUGAAGGUUAUACAUUAAGCCAAGAUGGGAAGUAUUGCAAAGAUGUCAAUGAAUGUGUAUUUUGGAACCAUGGGUGUACUCUUGGUUGUGAAAACAUCCCUGGAUCCUAUUACUGCACAUGUCCCAAAGGGUUCAUCCUGCUAUCUGAUGGAAAAAGAUGUCAAGAAUUAAUUUCCUGUGUAAACAACAACACUGGAUGCAGCCAUGGUUGUGUCAUGACAUCAGAUGGUCCAAUGUGUUUCUGUCCUGAAGGGUCAGUGCUUGGGGAAGAUGGAAAAACAUGCAGUGGUUGUUCAUCAGUAGAUAAUGGUGGAUGUAGCCAGAUCUGCAUCCCUCUAAGCCCAGUGUCUUGGGAAUGUGGUUGCUUUCCUGGAUAUGAGCUGCAAUUGAAUCAAAAGAGCUGCAAAGCUAAAGGACCUCAGCCCUUUUUACUUUUUGCCAACAUGCGUGAUAUUCGGCGAAUCAAUUUUGAUGGGACAAAGUAUGAAAGCCUACUCAGCCGGCAGAUGGGAGAGGUCUUAGCAUUAGAUCAUGAUCCGGUUGAAAAUAAGAUUUACUUUGCACACACAACACUGAAGUGGAUAGAGAGAGCCAAUAUGGAUGGCUCAGAGCGUGAAAUACUCAUUCAGGAAGCAGUAGACACACCAGAAAGUCUUGCUGUGGAUUGGAUUGAUCGUAAAUUCUAUUGGACAGACCGAGGGAAAUCCCACAUUGCCAGAAGUGAUUUGAAUGGAAAAGACAAUGAAGUAAUCAUUGAGGAAGAUGUGUCUCAACCAAGAGGAGUUGCUGUUCAUCCAAUGGCCAAGAAGUUAUUCUGGACUGAUUUGGGAAUUAAUCCUCAAAUUGAAAGCUCUUCUCUUCAAGGCAGUGAUCGGCAGAUUAUAGCCAAUACUGAUCUGGUCUGGCCUAGUGGAAUAACGAUUGAUUAUGUAGAUAACAAGUUGUAUUGGUGUGAUGCCAAGAAAUCUGUUAUUGAAGUGGCCAAUCUGGAUGGUUCGGGACGCCGAAGACUUAUCCAGAAUGAUGUAGAUCACCCAUUUGAUGUGGCUGUAUUUGAGGAUCAUGUUUGGUUCUCUAAUUGGGCUAAGCCUUCAGUAAUAAGGGUGGACAAGAGGACUGGCCAAAACAGGGUAUGUCUUCGAGGCAGCAUGCUGAGACCCUCAUCCUUGGUUAUAAUUCAUCCUUUGGCAAAACCAGCCAGUCAGAUGAAUCCAAAUAAUGAUACAGCAGUACUGGAGAAUGUGUUGGAAAAAGCAGUAGAAAAUAAAACCAGGGAGGAACAAGAACCCAAACAUGGACUGGUAGCUGAAAUCGUAAUUUCAGAUGAGGACAGCUGUGCCUCUGUGAAUUGUGGUGUGAAUGCUCAGUGCAUUUCAAAGGGAAAGGAUGCCUGGUGUGAGUGCUUGGAAGGAUUCAUCAAGAAUGCAACCCUAUGCUCUGAUAUUGAUGAAUGCGAAAUGGAUAAUGUACUUUGCCAGCCAGAAUCAUCUGAAUGCAUCAACACUGAGGGUGACUAUGUCUGCAAGUGUUUGGAAGGCUACAGUGGAGAUGGGUUGAACUGUUAUGACAUUGAUGAAUGUGAAAUGGGACCACAUAUAUGUGGAGAAAAUGCCCUCUGUAAAAAUACAGAAGGAGGCUACACCUGCAUCUGCUCUAAUGAUGCACCUGGGUUUGGAUCUGUUUGUCCUGAAUCUUUCCAGCCUGGAGAUGAUAUUUUCUCCCUCAUCAGAAACAGGCAAUCAGAGUGUCCACCACCAUAUGAUUCAUAUUGCCUCCAUGGAGGAGUGUGUGUUUAUGUUUCAGAACUGGAAAACUAUGCAUGCAAAUGCGUGGUUGGCUACGUGGGAGAGCGCUGUCAGCAUAGUGACCUGGAAUGGUGGGAGAUGCGGCACAUGGCAAAGGCAAAACAGCACAACAUCACCAUGGCAGUCUGCAUAAUUGUGCUGGUUCUGAUGCUUCUUCUAGCCUUGGGGAUGACUUACUAUUUCAGGACUCAGAAGCUCCAUAAGAAGAAUCCAACCUCUGAGAUGACAGGGGAAUCCAUAGUUUCCAGUACCCUUGGAGAAGACAUGAUGCCUCCUAAUCACAAGCCUUGGGUUUUGGUUGUGAAGGAACAACCACAAUGCAGUGUUGGAAGUCAUCAGGUGAACUUCACAGACUGUCAGACUACAAAUGGUGAUCAACCUUCCCGCCCUGAAUCUAGAUAUAUGUGGAUGGAAUCCUGGAAUAGAGAAAUACAGACCAUAGAAGAGAUGGGGAGAGAUCAAAACUAUCAGCAUCAGCCAUCUACAAACCAGUUUGGUCCUCAGGGAAUAGAGGAAAAUCCUCAUCAUCUUCUUCCUUCAGGUCCUCUGCAGAGAGCCUUGUCUCCUUGUUCCAGCUAACUAUUUACAACAUGUGGAUCAAAAAAAUCCAGAACAUGCUAUGCCAAAUGCAAAAGACUCAAUAAGGAACUGGACUUGGAACUAAGGAAAAGAAAACGAACAUUGUUGAUGUAAAAAACGAAGGGCUUGAACUCUAAGGUCCUUUCUAGCUUCCAAUCUCAUGAAUCUCAAAUUCUAAUAGUGGAAUAAACAUUUCUUAUGGGAAAACAAAGGAAAAAAAAGAGUGGGGUUCCACUUACACCCCUAUGUCCAGAAACCUGGAUCCCAAUGCCACUAUGUUGGAGGCAAACAUGAAGCCAUUUUCUUUUUUUCAUCUUAAAGCAAUCUCACAAAUUAUUCCAUUUGCAGAUCAGAAGACACUGAAGAAUUACUAAGAGAUUCAUUAGGAUCAAAUCCAAGAGAGGAUCUAUUCCUGUAGCGUUGGCUUAAGUUGUAGAUGUAUAAGGUUGUCUUUAUCAUAUCAUCAGAAGAAGUGGAAAUGUAUUGAUUCAUCCAUGGGUGUUCACAAAACUUGUGAAUAUUUACUUUUUUCCAGCCAGCUUAAUGCUGUGAAGUGACUUACUUAUUCCAGUGUUGGAAAUGCUUAUCUUAUUUUUGGCAUGGACUAUUGCUGUACAGUGAGUCUGGGAGCAUAUCUAAGGUGGGCCAUCUUUUCAGAUAAGGAGAUUUGUGUUAUUUGUAAUUAUAAUUUAAAAAUUAUGUUGAUUAAGGUCUUUAAUCAAAGGCAUCUAGGUGGCACAGUGGAUAGAGCACCAGCCCUGAAGUCAGGAAGACCUGAGUUCAAAUCUGGUCUCAGACACUUAGCACUUCCUAGCUGUGUGACCCUGAGCAAGUCACUUAACCCUAAUUGCCUCAGCAAAAAAAAAAAAAAAAAAAAAAAACUUUUAAGAGUUUUAAUUUCUGAAUCAUAUUGUGGGUCUGCCUCAUUUGACCAAUAAUUUUCAUUGCCCCCCCUUCCCAACCAGUUGGGUAGGCUCAUUUUCAACAAGUUCUAAGAAAAGAAAAAAAUAAGUUCUUAUUUGGUGGCCUUUCAUAAAAUCUUUUGCUUAUUUUUCAGUGUAUAUAAAGUAGAAUUAUAAGUCCAGAGCAAAUUUUAUUUUUCUCAUGGAGAAUAAUCAGUGAUUUUUAAUUAUUCAAGAUGUAUAAUUCAAUUCAAUUCAAUUCAAGAUUGAAAAAAGCUCUAUUGUAUAUAAGGAUGAUGGGUAUCCAAUCAGAAUCUAGGAGUUAUUGAAAAUGAUCUAAAUUCAGUUGCUAAGGCUGAUGUUAAAGUGACAAGAUCUCAAAAAUAAUUGAAAACUAGAUGAAUUUACACUUAGGACAAGAUUCAAAAGUACAUAUUUAAUAAAAUUCAUAUUAUUCAAGCCAAGGAUAGCUAUCACAGAUAAUAGAGAUACUCUCAAUCCCUUGCUAAAUCAUUUAGGGCAUGGGAUAAUAAUACAGUGUCUAUAUUAACCAGUUUCAUUGCUUUUCCCUUCUACUAAAGAGCUUUGAUUACAUCACUCAUUAACACUUAAGAACCAAGAUGAUGAAAUGAGAUAGAAUUAACUUCUCUUAUUUCCAUUAUUUUCUACUAGCUCUAGAAGAAGGUUUGGUGAGGGAAGAAGAUAAGAUGAGAACUGUGGACUAUAUGAUUAUGGCAGUUAUUUAUGCUGUUUAUGCCAUCCAGUUAGAGGAGAAUUUCCUGCAACAAUUGAUAUUUGAGAAAGAAGGCAAUGUCAACAUUAUAUUUGUAAGUAGGUGCUGAAAUCACCAAUGAGUGAAAUCAUAUUAGCAAAAUAAUUACUCUUACAAAAAAAUUAAAGUAGCAAAGUAUGUGUUUAUAUGUAUAUGUAUAUAUACAUAUAUUAAAAGUUAUAUAUGUGUGUAUACACUACAUACACACAUAUUUAAAAAGCUUUGAUGAAUGUUUUUGUGUUAAUAGCUUUCCAUUUUAGAUUUCAACAAUGAGUAGUAAGUAUUAUUAUAUCAAAAAAACACCUCUUGUUAUGUCCCUGGACAAAAUUGGUCGGGGAUAUUCUAGACAGCUAGAGAAUGUAUAUUUCCUAUAAGCAUUUAAACAUGAUUUAUAGGUAUCAAAAAUUUAGAGAAUUUUUAAUUUUUAUUUAAAUCAAAUAUGUGACAUAACUAGUCGAAUUCAAAGACAAUGUAGUCAUUCAAGGCCUUAUUCUUUAUACUUUUUAGUUCCACUCUGCACAUUUAUAUUUAGUUUCCAAUCCCAGUUCCAAUUCUAUUUCAUUUUUCUAAGUAUUCCCUUUCUUUCAACUUUGUUGUUGCUCUUGAAUCAAUUUACAUUUUUACACUGAAGCAACUUACAUUGCUGUGUCUCUUUUAUUUUCUGAAUCUCAAAGGUCUAUGACAUUGUGACCCUUAUCAUUUACAGUUAAAAAUAAAUGAUCUACCUUUCCCUCUGAGGUCAUUGAUGAAGAUGCUAAAUAAGACUGGGCACACUGCUAUCUCUUGUUAUCACAUAAUUUCAAUUGCAUUUAUUAAUUUUUAUUUCUGGCUUGUUUCCUUUUCAUGUUACAUAAUUUAUUAUUUCAAAACUUGAGAAAAUAUGAUAGAAAUGCUGAAUAAAAAAUAAUACUUUAAAGAAGA